AUGUCUGAUCCACCAAGUCUUGAGAAAGGAGAAUAUAUCAAUAGGCCACCAAGAUUCAAUGGACAGCAUUAUGAAUGGUGGAAGACAAGAACACAAGAUUUCAUCAUAGGACAUGACUCAGAGUUGUGGGACAUCAUCUGUGAUGGUUCUCACUCUCCUACGGAUGUUUGUGUGAGCAGUGUUGCAACAAAUCCAAAGAUAAAGGAUGAACAAAAUGAUGCUAAUAGGGAGAUAGUUCAAAAGGAUAUCAAAGCCAAAAACAUACUUAUUAGCAGUCUGGGAUCAGAAGAAUACAAUUUUAAUUUAUUGCCCAUUGAUAGUGAGUCAAUUUUUGAUAUGUAUGCUAGAUUCUCCUCAAUCAUUGACGAGCUUCGUUCUCUGGGUAAAGGAUAUGAGGAAGAGUCCCUUAACCGCAAACUAUUGUGGGCAUUGCCAAUAUCAUGGGAAAAGAAAGUGUGUACCAUAGUUGAAUCUGAAGAUUUGGCAAAUCUAACUCUUGAUGAGCUUAUAUACAAUCUCAAGACCUAUGAGCUAGAAACGAAAGAUGAAGAAAACAAGAAACGAAGAAAGAAGAAGAGGAAAGUUACCAAGGGUGAGAACAAAAAUAACCCAGGAAAUGAGGAGUCUGAAUUAACUCUUAUUACAGAGGAACUGUCGAAGAUAGGAUGCUGUCGCAGAAAUGCUCAAGAAGGAAAGGAAAAGAACCAGGUCCUGGUCGACAAGCUCAAUUCAAAACCUGUUGGUGACAUCAUGGUAGAAGAGGCUCUGGCUGCUUGGGAAGAUACUUCAGAAAAAUCUGAAGAUGAAAAUGAUGUUGUGGAGGCAUCCUCGAUGAUAUUGACAGGGAAGCUUCACGAUAUGAUUCCUUUCUUGCACUUGUGGCAAAAUCUGAAGAUGAGGAUGAUAAUGAGAUUUGUAAAUGAGAAAAACACUCUAAAUAAGGAAGCUGAUGUUUUAGAACAAGCAAGAGAUGAUAUAGCAGUCACUAUAAUGAAUCUAAGGGAACAAGUUGAGGAAUUGUCUAGAGAUAAAGCUCUGUUAAACAGCCAAAUGAAAAAAUGGAUAAACACGCCUUGGAGAAAACAAGAGGGGGAUGGCAGUAAGACUCAUCUUGAGAUUGAAAGCAAACUUGAAAAGGCCAGGAUGAGCCUCACUGAUGAAGUAGAUAAGAAUAGACUACUUCAAAAGGAGCUAAAACAAGUCAAAACUGAACUUAAGAAGUCACUCCUUUGGACCUUGCCCUUGGAUGAAACUACUGCUAUGCGCAAUGAUGGAUACUUGAUCUCUCUUAGUGAUGUAAAUGAGAAGGAUACUGGCUCUGAAGGCAUAUCACUAGAACUGAGAUUUGCAAGUUCUCUUCUGAGGAGGACAGAGCAAAAAGUUGAAACGAUGAUUCAAGCUGAGGAUAGCAAAUGA
This is a messenger RNA of Lycium barbarum (goji berry), 1416 nucleotides long. RefSeq lists its product as uncharacterized. Lineage: Eukaryota; Viridiplantae; Streptophyta; Magnoliopsida; Solanales; Solanaceae. Bases 1 to 1416 code for a protein of 471 amino acids. The transcript is spliced from 5 exons. The record is from RefSeq and is a predicted model, not a curated record.